Gadus chalcogrammus (walleye pollock) is the source of this 2175-nucleotide messenger RNA. It is a transcript of the gene cd40, whose product is annotated as CD40 molecule, TNF receptor superfamily member 5. Gene Ontology annotation, cellular component: CD40 receptor complex; external side of plasma membrane. NCBI's taxonomy places the organism in Eukaryota, Metazoa, Chordata, Actinopteri, Gadiformes, Gadidae. Bases 151 to 1029 code for a protein of 292 amino acids. The transcript has 9 exons. Gene Ontology annotation, biological process: CD40 signaling pathway; cellular response to interleukin-1; positive regulation of angiogenesis. Gene Ontology annotation, molecular function: antigen binding; CD154 receptor binding. The record is from RefSeq and is a predicted model, not a curated record.
AGAAUCAGGGGAACUACAACUUCGCUCUGCCCCGCCCCUAUUGCGCUAUCCAGUUUUCUUUCUUUCUUUUUCAGGAUUCAUAUGAUGACUUCGAGUAACGACCAGAACCCGUAUUUCUACGCUGCACCAUUCUGACAAUCAGCCCUCGACAUGUCCUGGGUGAACUACAUUUUGUUUUUCACGGCUGGUGCAGCACUCGCUUGCGAUCCACAGACCCAAUACCAUAGAGAAGAUGGCCAGUGUUGCAAAAAAUGUCCUCAAGGAACCAGGAUGUCGGACAAUACAAAUUGCCUGGAUCCCCUGUGCAAGCCAUGUGAGGUGGAUGAGUAUCAGAUGGGCUACACUGUGGAAAAGAAGUGUGACCUUCAACCGUACUGUGACCCCAAUAAAAACAUGGUCCACGAUGGACCUGUUACAAAGGAGAAGCUAAGCGUGUGCAGGUGUCGUGACGGGUUUCACUGCCACACCGAAGCGUGCAUUACCUGUGUGGCCCACUCCCACUGUGCAGCCGGACAGAGGGUCAAAGACAAAGGGAACCAUUCUCUUGACACAGUGUGUCAAGAUUGUCCGCCCAACACAUUUUCUACUGGGUCGCCUGCAGACAGUGACUGCCAUGAUUGGACUGUAUGUGAACCUGGACCCGGAAAAAUAGAGGGUACAACCACAUCUGACGCAAUCUGUGAGUCAACACAUCGUCACCACUUCUUUUUGAUAAUCCCAAUCCUCAUAAUCCUUGCCCUGUUUGCAUUCGCAUACUGGAAACGAAGAGGUAAUGAAGAUAAAAAGCAGAGUUUUGAAGAACUCGGCACUACAGACACACCCGUGCCCAUUCAUGGACCGGAAGUAGCCAUAACGUUACCAGAAGAGAACGACUACCCGCUGGUCCGUCCUCAGCCCCCUAUGGGCACCAACGGCGGCCCCCCAGUGACUGACAACGGGAGAGUCGUAGCACAGGAAAGGGGGAAAGGUUCCGUCGUCCCACAACAAGAAUCCCAUGAUCCCUUGUUGCUUAUCAAUCCUUUUGACUAACUUCAACCAUGUUAUUUAAGUAAAGCUGCUUUAACAUGAACUAUCUUCUUCCAACAUGGUAUAGUGCUUCAGCACUAUUAACAACAGCGCUGAAACAUUACUACAUUGCUUCUGGAGUAUUGUGUCACUAAUUAGUAGGCUUUAAAUAUACUGCCUUCUAUGCACUUACAUUAGUCUGUGAUAGAUAUUGUAAAUAUAUAACAUGUCAUAGACUGACAUUGUUAAGUGUUUGAUAGAUUUUGUACAUACUUUUUUGUUUGUUUGUCAUUACGUUCUUGCGAUUGUUAAUAUUUUCUGAACAGGAGAAAAUGCGACCAUGUCAUGACUAUGUAUUGCCUUAAGGGGGUACUAGUGAUCUGCUAAAGGGUUUUGGAAGUACCCUUGAGCGUGAGGGAAUCUCUACUUGAUUCACUUGAGUAGCCUUUUAGCAACUCGCUGGAUCUUGCUGCAUAAUAGCAAUGCAAUAUGUUAAAGGAUAUAGUUGGUUAAUGAGAACCAUAUGUUCUCAGGUUUGUUCUAAUGUGAUUUGUUAUUAAUUUAAUUAAAUAAUGAUUACAAGGUGACAAAUGCUCGAUUUAGACAGUGGUGUGUGUAUGUGUGUAGAUUGGUUAUGCUUAGGGCCAAGCAGAACAAGAAAAUCGGAUUGAUUGUUGAUGGAAGUUUAGACCAUGGCGGAGGGUUUAACGAUGCAAUAGGCUCUUGUGAGAAUGGUAGGAAUAUCCUAUUCCCAGGUCUAUCUUCACGUAUAAUAUUAACUGUAUAUAGGUUGAAUUUUCUUAUUAGAAAUGUCUGUAUAAUAUUUGCUUUACUGUGUAACAAGUUCGUCUGAUUAUAAGCAGCCACGCCGAGUCAGGAUGUAGCCUAAAUGUAGGCUAUAUCUGAUAUCUUGUGUCUGAUCUGAAAAAUCCACGGUGUACACAUAAAGUUAAUAACAUGGAAAACCAAAGCGAUUUGUUACAGAAAUUGAUUUUAAACUAACGUAAUAUCUUGUUUGAUAAUAUCAUCGCAGUUGGUAGGUUUGGCAAUAUGUGUAAUAAAAAAAUGGUGGAUCAUUCGCCGUAGCCUAUUCUAAAUUAUUUAUAAACACUUUAAUAAAUAAUUUUAACUAAUAAAUAAGAAAUUUAACUAGGCCGAUAGGACACAUAC